This is a messenger RNA of Xenopus laevis (African clawed frog), 2290 nucleotides long. It is a transcript of the gene rundc3a.S, whose product is annotated as RUN domain containing 3A S homeolog. The transcript has 11 exons. Lineage: Eukaryota; Metazoa; Chordata; Amphibia; Anura; Pipidae. Bases 257 to 1579 code for a protein of 440 amino acids. The record is from RefSeq and is a predicted model, not a curated record.
GAUAUGAGGAGCUGAGGGGUCACAGACUGUGGAGCAGAUUCCCCGGAUACUCAGCUCCUCCCCUCCCUCCUCCUCCCGCUCAGUCCCAGUGACGUCACAGCCUCAGCUUCAGCACCAAGGACAGCAGCAGCCGCGGCCUCUCUCCUUCCUGCGCCUCACGGGCCGCUCUCCUCACACGAGAGGGACAUAGUCAGCCUGGAGGCCCGCGGGAGGCGGCGGGGAGGGGAGCUGGGAGGAAGGCCGGCAGGAUCUGUGUAUGGAAUCGACCUUCAUCCACUCGGCCAUGGCUCUGGGACUGACGAGCAAGAAGGUCUCCUCCAGGAACAUCACUGUGGAGAGAAAGAACCUGCUGACCGUGUGCCGGUUCUCUGUGAAGACCCUGCUGGAGAAAUACACCGCGGAGCCCAUAGAUGAUUCAUCAGAGGAGUUUGUGAACUUUGCUGCCAUAUUGGAGCACAUCCUAAGCCAUCGAUUCAAAGGUCAUGUCAGCUGGUUUAGCACAGAUGGCCAGAGAGGAUUCUGGGAUUAUAUUCGCAUUGCCUGCAGCAAAGUGACAAACAACUGCAUCAGCAGCAUUGAAAACAUGGAGAACAUUAGCAGUGCCAGGGCAAAGGGCCGGGCCUGGAUACGUCUGGCUCUUAUGGAGAAGCGACUAUCAGAAUAUAUAGUGACGGCUUUAAGGGACACCAGGACCACCAGGCGCUUCUAUGAUGAUGGAGCCAUCCUGCUGAGAGAGGAAUCCUCUGUGCUCACUGGAAUGCUGAUAGGUCUAAGUGCCAUUGACUUUAGUUUUUGCCUGAAAGGGGAAGGCAUUGAUGGAAAGACCCCAGCAGUGAUAGAUUAUACCCCUUACUUGAAGUUUACACAAAGUUACGAUUACCUGAGUGAGGAUGACGACAGGGAGAGUGUGGGUGGCAGUAGCAGUGAGGACAGCUCCCCGGAGCACCCCUAUUUGCCUUUGCUCACCGACGAGGAGAGCUGGUACUGCAAGUGGCGCAAGAUGGAGCAGAAAUUCCGUAUCGUCUAUGCACAAAAGGGUUACCUAGAAGAACUGGUCCGUCUGAGGGAAUCUCAGCUGAAGAACCUGGAGGCUGAAAACAAGAGGCUGACCCAGAGGCUCACUGAGCAGGCGGAGCAGAGUCUGCAGGAAAAGCAACAGCUUGAGGGAGUCAUUCUGGAGCUACAAGAGCAGCUCACUGGCCUUCUCCCUUCUGAAUCUGCCCCAAUCAAACAGUUCACCCCAAGCCUUGGGGCCCCUCUCGUUAACCAGUGGCCCUCGCUGAGCACUCUUAAUGAUAAUGAGGCGUCUGUUAAUCCAUCGCUGUACAGGAGGCACAGCUUCUUGAGCACGGAACACCUCUCCACCGAGCUUAGCCUGAGCUCUGAAUCCCAGAGGUUGGAUGGAAAACAAGAUGGAGAGCCCUGGGGGCCUAUUGGCAAGGACCCAACACCCUCCAUGUUGGGCCUAUGUGGUUCUUUGGCCUCUAUCCCCAGCUGUAAAUCUCUGCCAAGUCUAAAGUCCAAUGAAUGCCUUGUCAGCAACAGCAGCGAGACCAGCCCAACCGGGAGCCUAAGCUGAGAUUAUUUGCCCACCACGCCUUUUUGCCUCAACCGAAAGAGCCCAGGCGCCCUAACCCUUAAUAACAGUGGAACUGGGCUCCAACAAGGGAAAUCCAAUAUCAAUGCAUCACUUACAAGACAUGGAGGAGUCCACCCAGCACAACCAGAAUCCAUUACAUGCCAACACGGGCAGAAGGAUCUUAGAUCCCAGAACCCCUGUUAAAAGUGUUGCUAAAACCAUUUUCACACAAUAAGGAGGGCCAGAAACAUGACCACUGACAGCCUACCAUUAAGCGUGGCCUGUUAACUGUGGCUUAUAACCUUCCACUGAAGGGUUUUGGUUUCCUCUGUGAUCAGCCUAAAGACACCCACCAAAUCAGCACCAACAUCUCUCAAGGUUGUGCCUUUGGCAAGAGCACACUUACGUUUGAAUCAAAAUGAUCCAGUGAUAAGAUGUAGAACUUGCAAUGCUCCUCUCUAGUCUCUAUCACAUACGAUGGCUUUGACCUUAGCUCAGAUCUCCAUUCAAUAGCUCCUUGGACAGUGACCCUCAUGAUCAUUACUCCUGCUGGAGGCACAUUGGACCACCUCAGUAUCAAACCAUAAUGUGUUGUGUAACUUAUUGUCCAUGGAAUAAACAUUGGUAGUCAUGAAAACCGCCUUCAGGAAGAUGCUGCUCCACCUUACCCAUUAUUAUUAUUAUUAUUAAAUGCUGAUCUGGUCGGCUGAA